Molecule: messenger RNA, 396 nt
Organism: Penicillium atrosanguineum
Lineage: Eukaryota; Fungi; Ascomycota; Eurotiomycetes; Eurotiales; Aspergillaceae
Exons: 1
Coding region: 1-396 (131 amino acids)
Source: RefSeq, a predicted model, not a curated record
AUGACUCGUCAAGCUACCCAGCGUCCCCAUGCUGUGACUUCCACUGGCCGACUCUAUUUCCUCGACAUUGGCCUUCCAACCUACCCUGAGCAUAAUGGUCGUAUUCUUACUUGCAAACCGGAUGGCUCUGACAUUCGAGAGUUGAUUACCGAGAUAAGAACAUUGCCUGAUGGAAUCAACGUUGAUGUGGAUCACCAGCACAUAUAUUGGACGAAUAUGGUAGUACCCUCUGCCAAAGACGGGUUCAUUCAACGCUGUGAUCUGUCCGGAGAGUAUGUUGUUACCAUCAUCCCGGCCAGACGCAUACUCCAAAGCAACUGGCUGUUGCACGAAAGUCAAGAAAACUAUACUGGUCCGACCGAGAAGGCAUUCUGUGAUUCUCGGCCAGGGAGAUAA